CGGAAUCAACUCUUAUCUGGCUGGUCGAGGAUUUACGGAGACAGCCAGGUGUCUGGUUCUAGCUAUAAUCAAUAUGGCCACUCCGAAGUGGCUAGACACAGGUACAAAAGAUGACGAAAUGAUUGGUGAUGAAGUCUCAACGCGACAAGCAUCUCAAGCUUUCAUGUCUAAUGAUGAAAAAUUAAAAGAUGAUUCCGUUGAAAUUGAUGGAUUGAUUGGUGAUGAAGUCUCAACGCGACAAGCAUCUCAAGCUUUCAUAUCCAAUGAUGAAAAAUUUAAGGAUAAUAUCUUUGAAAUUGUUGGAAUGAUUGGUGAUGAAGUCUCAAUGCGACAAGCAUCUCAAGCUUUCGUAUCUAAUGAUGAAGAAUUAAAGGAUAAUUCAUUUGAAAAUGACGAAAUGAUUGGUGAUGAAGUCUCAACGCGACAAGCAUCUCAAGCUUUCAUGUCUAAUGAUGAAAAAUUAAAAGAUGAUUCCGUUGAAAUUGAUGGAUUGAUUGGUGAUGAAGUCUCAACGCGACAAGCAUCUCAAGCUUUCAUAUCCAAUGAUGAAAAAUUUAAGGAUAAUUUCUUUGAAAUAUGUAGAGAACCUGGUUAUGAUUGCUUUACGUUAGACGCAUCUCGAUUAUUAUUAGAAAUUCCUCCAUUGAAAUAUCAAGAUGUUCCAUUAAGAAGUUCUACUUCUGAAUGUACAUUUGAUGUUUCGAUGGUUGGUAGCAAAAAUAACUUGGAGCGGGAGGAAAACGGUAUAGAAAUAUUUGCACAUGCCAACAAAUAUAGAAAUAGAAGAAACAGGGACAAUAAACGGAAUUCUUUUUCCCAUUCAGAAUAUUAUAAGAAGAAUGUUGAAGUAGAUGGAAAUUUUCGAAGUCCAUGCGAAACUCUAAAAAGAAAACCAAGAAACCAGGAAUUGGUGAAGGUCAGUCGAUUUUUAGGGCCUAAUUACCUUUUAAUGGGAGUUAUGCUUGGAUUAAAUGUCAACAAAGUCGAACAAAUAGUCAUGAGCUACAAAGAUCACGUACGGACACAAAUAUUUAUGAUUCUUAUCGCUUGGAGGAGAAUGAAGGAAAGGAAAGCAACUGUAAAAAAGCUUCUUGAUGUCAUCGAAGAAUUUAAAGAAGAUGUCGAUGUAGUUGCUAUCAGAGCAAUUUUUAAGCUGUGACUUACAUGAUACAGCAG
Molecule: messenger RNA, 1176 nt
Organism: Saccostrea cuccullata (small rock oyster)
Lineage: Eukaryota; Metazoa; Mollusca; Bivalvia; Ostreida; Ostreidae
Exons: 11
Coding region: 74-1159 (361 amino acids)
Biological process (GO): signal transduction
Molecular function (GO): protein binding
Source: RefSeq, a predicted model, not a curated record